CUAUAGUUCGGUGAGUGUCCAUGGAGUAAACAAAGUCGCGUCGCUCCGGAGGGUAGAAUUUCUUCCCAAAUUAAACCUUCUUGGGGGACGAGAGAGAGGAGUAGCGACGGCUUGUGAAGGGGAGAGGAGACGCAGCUGAGGUCGGAGGAGAAGGUUGCCGCGCCGGGAAUUGCUAUUAGGGAAGGAGAAAAGCUCUGAUGUCCAUAUAGACAACCCUAAACAUCAAACUUCAAAGAGAGAUAAUCUUUGUGGAAUUCUGUAAUAUGGUGUGUGUUAGUUGAGCACUCACUGUGAAGAAGUGUAGUAUAUUGUUAAGAAUUAUAAGCAAGCUAUAGCCAAAAUGACUACAACAGAACAAAGUGCUGUCAACAAAACAUGGGAGCUCUCUCUCUAUGAGCUCCACAGAACUCCACAAGAAGCCAUCACUGAUAGUACAGAAAUUGCAGUAUCUCCACGCUCUCUCCACUCAGAGCUCAUGUGUCCUAUCUGCUUGGACAUGUUGAAAAACACUAUGACCACAAAGGAGUGCCUACAUCGAUUCUGCCAGGAAUGCAUCAUCACAGCACUGAGAUCUGGCAACAAAGAAUGUCCAACAUGUCGCAAAAAACUUGUGUCUAAAAGGUCACUUCGUCCAGACCCAAACUUUGAUACCCUCAUAUCAAAAAUCUACCCCAGCCGUGACGAGUACGAGCAGCACCAAGAGAGAGUGUUUGCAAAGCUGAACAAGAACCACAAUCAUGCUUCCUUAAUCACUUCCAUAGAGGAGGGCAUCAGGCUGCAGAUUCAAAGCCGACAGAAGAACAGAAAAUCCAUGCAGGAGGAGGGGAGUGAACCCAAUACACCAACCACCACAAACACCAGUGCUGCAACCACAGCCAAUCCCAACAACUCCACCAAUGCUACAAAUUCGUCAGCUCUAGGGCCUAGGGUAAAGAAGCCUCGAAGAACCUCAGAAAAUGAGUCCGGUGCAGGGUCCAGUAACGAUGGCAAUCCCGGUGAAGAGAUCGAAGGACCUAUAGAAUCAGGGGAGAUUGAGCUGGUAUUCAGACCUCAUCCACUGGAGAUGAACGAGGACAACGAAUUGAUACGGGAAUUGAAGGAUUCAUCCAUACGUUACAUUAAGACAACAGCAAAUGCUACAAUUGACCACCUCUCCAAAUACCUGGCUAUGCGUCUUACUCUAGCAAACAGGACAGGAGAGCUAGAGACAGAACUUCCAUCGUCUCUCAACAACUUCUGUAUCUACAUUGCUCCAACUCCAGACCAAUAUAUCGGUGUUGGUGGCUCACUCACACUAGAACAAAUCAAUGAAAAAUAUUGGAGAGUAAAUAAACCCAUGGAAAUGUUCUAUUCUUGGAAGAAAAAUUAAAAUGCAUGUUUACAACCAGUAAGAAAAAAAUCAUAUGCAAGAGAACAUCAACCAAAUGUUUGGGUCUUAAGGAAAGUUGCACAGUCUAAAACAAAUACAUGUGUUGGUUUCUGAAAAGCUUUUAAUGGAUUGCAAGAUGAACUUCAGGUUUUUGUGGCAUACCUCUUAAAUGCAGUAAUCAGGAUACCUGUGUUUCUAUAACAGACUGAAAUUAUGUUCGUGGAUUUUCUGGUUAAUUCAUACCUUCACCAGUACAAGCAGUUGUGUGGGAUCAGAUGGUGUUAUUUCAGUAUUGCGUAAAAUUAUGCAGUUAUUAGUGGUAUUAAAAAUUAAAAUUUUUGUACAACACUUUUUGGUGGCUGACCAAAUUUGUAAUUCAAAGAAGAGAAGAAAAGGGUAGGCAUGACCAAGUCGCAGUAAAUAUCCCUCACACUCUGUGGACUGCAGCUUUAAUCUAGAACAUUUUUACACAUCUUAUGAAGAACACAGGUAUUUAUUUUAUUGUGCCUAUGGCAGAGUACACUAUGAAUUCUGAUUUCAACCCUAGACGUCCAGAUUACAGAUUCUGGUGAAUAUAAUUGCAAACUUGGAAUGCUUUUGUUUGGAAUUUGUGAUAGAACGAUGUAAGAAAGAUAUAGUAUUAACAAGGUAUUGAAACAUUAAGGUUUCAUUUUAGAACUAGAGUUGCUGGAGGAGUGAUAAAGAUAUGAUUAGUCUUUGACUAUUCUUGUUAAUUAAUUUAAGGUGACAAAGCUUUGGGCUAUGAAGAGAGGUAUUUAAGGUGUCACUCAGUACAGUAAGAAUCAUUAAUCUAGAAUAUAGAGUAAUUUCAUCUUAAGCUCUUUGUGGUAACAUUUUGGUUAUGGGACAGUCCAUCAUAACUCACAUUUCACUAGAGACAUCUUGCACAAGGAUGGAUUGGUAAGACGUUGGGAUCUGGAGAUUUUUGUCAGACAAAUAUAGUGACAUUAUAUUUGUAUUUGUUUGCAAAUGGGAAUAAAUUUAUCUUUAAUCACUUCCUGUUAUGAAUUUACAAAGCUUGAAGUAAUAUCAUUAGGUCAGAAUUUUGCUUUAAAAUGUUUGACAUCUGCAUUUUCAUAUAUUACAAACUCUUUUAACAUGAAAACAAUGACUGAAAUAACACAAAUAAUGAUCUCAUUGCUUGUGAUUUUAUUAGUAAUUUACACUUGCUUUAUUUGUUUGAUAAAAAUCCAUACCAGUUUUAAGUCUUAUGUCACUAUAUUUCCCAGUUAGAGAGAUGAUUCAUGUAGGCUCAGUCUGUAAUAAUCAUUCCACUGACUAUGAUGCACAUUAUCUUUUUUCUGGACUGUCUAUUUGUUUAUUAUCUAUAACUGUAUCAUAUCAUUACUGUUGUCCUUCAGGAGAUAUUAGCAUGGUCAUUCCGCAGAACAUAAGUCCACUUCAACUGAAGUUUGAGGAAAUUUUAUUUGACAAAAUAACAUGAAACACUUAUUGACUAUUAUGUCUGCAACUGUAUUCUGAACUGAAAACCUUAAACAAUCUGAAAUAAUAACAAAGCUGAAAGGAAGGUUUGAGGAAUGUGUGAAUGGAUAUUAUAUUUAGAAACAGGCCUAUCACAUAGUAAAAAGGUUUGACAAUAGAUUCUUGGAAAUUGCCAGAGUUAAAUUGUUUGUAUAUACCACUACUUUGUAUUUGCCCUUAUUUAUAUUUUGGCAUAUGUAUGUAAACUAAUCCCAGUUAUAAAGAUCUUGUACUCCAUUUCCGUGAAACAAUGUACAACAUCCUUGUAUAUUAUUUUAUUCCUGUGUACGUUUAAAUCAAAGCUGUAGUUUUGGUGCAAGGAUUUGAUGCUUAAAAUAAGGGAAGAGUAUUCCACAAUUCAUUUUAUAUAUAUGAUUAUAUGGGUGUAUGAUUCAGCAGUGGAUAAAAGUAUAGCCAAAAUGAAUGUGAGGUUCAGCUUCUUUCAGUCCCUUAAGGGUUUAAUAAGAAAUUCUUGAAUAGUUCUCCCAUGCAUUUGUCUAACUUCUUUUACAUAUGACAAAUCCUUGUAGGAUAUAAAAAUAAAAGCUGAAAAUAACAGUGUGUAGGAGCAUUUGGUGUUAGUGUCUUGGCUUGUGUACAGUUUAGCUGUUUAUGCCGGCAGGUUCUUUCUUAUGUCAUCCUAGAAAAGAAGGACAAUAAAAUACAAUUUAGGUU
Penaeus monodon (black tiger shrimp) is the source of this 3547-nucleotide messenger RNA. RefSeq names its product E3 ubiquitin-protein ligase RING1-like (gene Sce). Gene Ontology annotation, cellular component: ubiquitin ligase complex; PcG protein complex. NCBI's taxonomy places the organism in Eukaryota, Metazoa, Arthropoda, Malacostraca, Decapoda, Penaeidae. Gene Ontology annotation, molecular function: ubiquitin protein ligase activity; chromatin binding. The record is from RefSeq and is a predicted model, not a curated record.